ACUUGAAUUUCCACUACCCCUCACUUCAACAGCUUUUAUUUAUUGUAUUGCCUGAUUGUAGUUUAUAAGCCACACUGCUGUCUACUUACCAAGAAAAACUUUACUGCUAUAUCCUCUCCACUGCAUAUAUAGCCACUAACCCUCGCAAAUUCCUAGAUCUCCACGUACCCCCAUCCAUUUCUUAUAUAUAACGCCAACAAAAGCUUUACUCUAUAUCUCUCUCAGUAGUACUCUCUCUUCUCGCCUCUAUAUGGAGCUCUUGUCUUUCCAAUCCUUCCUCUUCUUCUUCCUUCUUGUUUCUUCGCUCUCUGUCUACCUCCGCUUUAACACUACUUCCCCAAAGAAACCCAUCAACAAAGGCUUUAAAAUCUACCCUCUACUCGGAACACUACCCGAGUUCGUGCUGAACCGACACCGUUUCCUUGACUGGACAACCGAAAUUCUCAGCAACUGCACCACAAACACCGCCGUCUUUCGGCGUCCCGGCAAGGUCCAAGGCAUCAUCACCGCCAACCCGUCCAACGUUGAGCGCAUGCUCAAGACCAACUUCGAGAACUACCCCAAAGGCGACCGCUUCAUAACACUUCUCGAAGACUUUCUCGGCCGAGGAAUCUUCAACUCCGAUGGGGAACUCUGGAAGGUCCAAAGAAAAACCGCCAGCCAUGAGUUCAACACCAAAUCGCUCCGAAACUUUGUCAUGCAAAACGUCACCGUUGAGGUCAACACGAGGCUGGUUCCGAUUUUGGCAAAAGCCUCAGAAACGGCGCGCGUGUUGGAUUUGCAAGACAUCCUGGAGCGCUUCGCGUUUGACAACGUUUGCAAAUUGGCAUUCAACGUCGACCCGGGUUGUCUUGGCGGUGACGGUAUCGCAGGGGCCAAGUUCAUGCGGGCUUUCGAGAACGCUGCCACACUUAGCUCCGAGAGAUUCAUGUACGCCGUCCCAAUAUUUGUAAAGGUUAAACGGUUUUUGAACGUUGGAUCAGAGCGAAGGCUAAAAGAAGCAAUCGGGACCGUCCACGAAUUCGCGGAUGAGAUUAUACGGUCCAGAAGGGAACAAAAGACACAAAAAGAAAAAGAAGAAGACUUGCUCUCCCGGUUUAUGGCAAACGAAGAAAGCUCACCGGAAUUUCUCCGAGAUAUCGUGAUAAGCUUCAUUCUCGCGGGACGGGACACGACCUCUUCGGCUAUGAGCUGGUUCUUUUGGCUCUUAUCGUCGAAACCGGACGUGAAGCAAAACAUAUUGAAGGAGCUGGAAAACAUCCGAGUCCGUCGUAAUAGGAAAAAUAUCAGCGAUGCGUUCACUUUUGACGAGCUCCGAGACAUGCAUUAUCUGCACGCGGCGAUAUCAGAAGCGCUAAGGUUGUACCCGCCGGUACCGGUGGAUAGCAAAGCGUGCCUGAAGGACGAUAUAAUGCCGGACGGAACAUUUGUCGCGAAGGGUUGGCUGGUGACGUACCACACGUAUGCCAUGGGGAGGAUGGAGAACAUCUGGGGGAAGAAUUGCCGUGAGUUUUUGCCGGAAAGAUGGCUGGAAAAUGGAGUGUGUCGGCAAGAGAGCCCGUUUCGGUUUCCAGUUUUCCAUGCCGGGCCGAGAAUUUGUCUGGGGAAAGACAUGGCGUAUAUUCAGAUGAAGUCGAUUGCAGCGUCAGUGAUGGAGAGGUUUGAGAUUGACGUGGAGAAAAAGGAUAAGGGCCCAAAGCACUUGUUGUCUUUGACUCUGAGGAUGAAGGGUGGGUUACCCGUGAAGGUGACAAAAAGAUGUGUGGAUGCCACUAAUUAAUCUACAAGGAUUUUUUUUUUUUUUUUAGAUAAAACAAAAUAAUAUAGAAGUUAGUACCCACACAUACUCUGGAUGCAGAAUCAAAUAUAUAUAUAUAUAUAUAUAUAUAUAUAAACUAUUUUUCUAUUCGGAAUGAUAUAUAAUAUAAUAAAAGAUCAAUCUUAUCUGCUGUAAUAUACUCGUUUUUUUUUUUUUUUUUUGGCAGAUAUUUGCUGUAAUAUACUUUUGCUUUUAAUGAAGAAGUAAUGUUUGGUUGGAGGAGA
Messenger RNA from Alnus glutinosa, 2043 nucleotides. Its product is annotated as cytochrome P450 CYP94D108-like. Lineage: Eukaryota; Viridiplantae; Streptophyta; Magnoliopsida; Fagales; Betulaceae. Gene Ontology annotation, molecular function: oxidoreductase activity, acting on paired donors, with incorporation or reduction of molecular oxygen; iron ion binding; heme binding. The transcript has 2 exons. Bases 251 to 1780 code for a protein of 509 amino acids. The record is from RefSeq and is a predicted model, not a curated record.